CAGAAAUCUGAAGGCUGUUGAAAAAAAAUAAAAAAAAUAACCAAAACCAUUAGCUUUCGGCUUAUCUAACUUGGCCCACAACUAAAAGUACUUUCGGCCUGGGCUUAAGAUUUUAUCAGUUUCUUUCCAUUUUCCAGGAAGACGAGACUUGUAAACGAGAUCUAGCACAUACCCCUUGUGUCGUAUUCGCGGAGAAGAACAAUUACGAAAAAGGCAAGGAGCUUCAUAAACCUCAGUAGAUCGAGAUUCUCUUUCCAUUUCGGACGACUAGAAGAACGAACACGGAUCGAAGAUGAACAUUUUCAGAUUAGCAGGUGAUAUGACUCACCUGGCCAGUGUUCUUGUCUUGCUUCUCAAGAUCCACACCAUCAAAUCCUGCGCCGGUGUCUCACUGAAGACUCAAGAACUCUACGCCAUCGUCUUUGCAACUCGAUAUUUGGAUAUUCUUACGAGUUUCGUAUCUGUCUAUAACACUCUUAUGAAGUUGAUAUUCUUAGGAAGUUCCUUUUCAAUAGUUUGGUACAUGAGGUACCAUAAGGCUGUCCAUAGAACUUAUGAUAGGGAGCAAGAUACCUUUCGUCAUUGGUUCCUCGUGCUUCCAUGCCUACUCUUAGCUCUUGUGAUUCACGAAAAGUUUACCCUCCUUGAGGUCCUGUGGACUUUUUCACUGUACUUAGAGGCUGUGGCAAUACUUCCCCAGCUUGUGUUGCUGCAAAGGACUAGAAACAUCGAUAACUUGACAGGGCAAUACAUAUGUCUACUUGGGGGAUACCGUGGGUUGUACAUUCUCAAUUGGAUAUACCGUUAUUUCACUGAACCACACUAUGUUCAUUGGAUAACAUGGAUCGCUGGGCUUGUUCAAACACUGCUUUACGCCGAUUUCUUCUACUAUUACUUCCUAAGCUGGAAAAACAAUAAAAAGCUGCAGCUACCAGCUUAAUGUCUAAUAAUUAUUCGAUGCUUGGGAAACGAAUUUGGUAUUGCGCACGGAAAGUUUGGGAUUAAUCAGUUGGUGAUUGCUGGUUAUAGAAGAGAAUGUUAUAUAGAAUUUGCAAUCUCUUUAGAAAUCUAACUUAUAAAUAUGUUGUACCUUUUCUUGUUUUUCUUCAAGGGCAGUGUUCCAAAUUUCUUCACUGAACCAUAAACAUCCAUAACCGGGAGUGUAGUCUUCUUUUUCAGUUGAAAAGAUUCAUCCAAAUGGUUGUCUUUGUCCAACUUGUUAAUAUCCUCUUUAUUUGACUAUAUAUAUUACAGAGUUGAGAUUGAAUGCUACAAGUUCAAAAGAGUUACGCGAGUUAUAUUUUCCG
Messenger RNA from Thlaspi arvense, 1307 nucleotides. NCBI's taxonomy places the organism in Eukaryota, Viridiplantae, Streptophyta, Magnoliopsida, Brassicales, Brassicaceae. The record is from the annotation of a GenBank genome assembly.